This is a messenger RNA of Cephus cinctus (wheat stem sawfly), 1180 nucleotides long. Its product is annotated as methionine aminopeptidase 1D, chloroplastic/mitochondrial. The transcript has 7 exons. Bases 163 to 1116 code for a protein of 317 amino acids. The record is from RefSeq and is a predicted model, not a curated record. Lineage: Eukaryota; Metazoa; Arthropoda; Insecta; Hymenoptera; Cephidae. Gene Ontology annotation, molecular function: metalloaminopeptidase activity. Gene Ontology annotation, biological process: proteolysis.
UGUUCCAAAAUUCUUGUUAUGUACAUAAAUUAGUGCUCAUGCGUAGAGGAGAAAGAAAUAUAUUUUAGAACACACUAUUGCAUAAAAUAAGAAAAAAAACAACAAAAUUCGGUAACCUAACCUAAUAUUGCAGAAUUUUUUCAGGAGUACAGUUUACAGAAAAUGUUGACUAAAGAAACAACCAGAGCAAUACAACCGGUCAGAACUUUCUUCAAAAACUUUUUCCAGAAGGUACCUAGUCCAAAAGUUGUGGAUAAUUUAUAUGGAAAAUAUGAAGUCGUUAGACCUUGGGUUGUAUCUGAAAUGAACAGAGUACCAUCAUAUAUACCUCAACCUUCUUAUAGUGAAUCCUCUAUACCAUCAGACUCACCUACUGCAUCAGAAAUCAAAGAUAAGAAUCAAAUAGAAUGUAUGAGACACAGCUGCAUUCUUGCUAAAAAAGUAUUGAACCAAGCAGGACAAUUUAUUAAGCCAGCAGUGACUACGGAUGAAUUGGAUCAGAAGCUUCAUGAAAUGAUUAUAAAUAAUUGUGCUUAUCCAAGUCCUUUGAAUUAUCAAGGUUUUCCAAAAUCUAUAUGCACUAGCAUUAAUAAUGUUGCGUGUCAUGGAAUUCCUGACAAUCGGCCAUUACAAGAAGGUGACAUAUUAAAUGUCGACGUGACGGUUUAUUUGAAUGGUUAUCACGGAGAUUGUUCUACGAUGUAUCAAGUGGGUGAAGUAGAUGAUGAAGCGAAACGUUUAAUCAAAGUAACUGAAGAAUGUCUAAGGACUGCCAUUGACAUAUGUAAACCAAACGAAAAUUUUUCUUCCAUUGGUAAAAUAACUGAAGAAAUUGCGAACAAACAUGGUUUCAAUAUAGUCCCUGCUUUUGCUGGUCAUGGCAUAGGCAAUUAUUUUCAUGGACCUCCAGAGAUUUUGCACUAUGCUAAUAGGUAUGGUGGACAAAUGCAACCAGGAAUGACUUUUACUAUAGAGCCAGUAUUAACUCAAGGUGGACCACAAGUUGAAAUUCUAGAGGACGGAUGGACCGCAGUUACAGUGGAUGAUGCUCGAACAGCUCAAAUGGAACAUACUAUUUUAAUUACAGACACUGGCUGUGAUAUAUUGACUUAUUAAUUGAACUCAUAAUGUUUGUUAAAUAAAAUUGCUAUGAGUGACUUAAAGAAUUUGCAAUAGAAAA